AUGGCGGGCCAGGUCCUCCAGGCCAACCUUAACCGCGCCCGCCGGGCUCAGGAUCUUUUCCUCCAGAGCCUGGCGGAGCGCGGUUACGCGUUGGGCAUCGCGGCGGAGCCCUUCAGGCCCCCCGCGGACAGCCCCAGUUGGGCCUGGGGAGGCAUCACCGUGGUCGGGGUCUACGUGUCCCCGAGCCUGAGUCUCGCCGAGUACGAGGGGUUCCUGGACAGGCUGGGGGGGUGCAUAGUUCGGCACCCCCGCGGCCUGUUGUUGGUCGCCGGGGACUUCAAUGCGAAGUCCGCGCUCUGGGGUUCCCGGCGGCCGGACGCGAAGGGCGCGGUGCUGGCGGACUGGGCGGCGGGUCUGGGCCUGCAUUUGUUGAACGUGGGCUCGGACAGCACCUGCGUGCGGUGGGCGGGGGAGUCCGUGGUCGAUCUGACCUGGGCAUCUCCGGCCCUCGCGCGUCGGGUGUCGGGGUGGAGGGUGUUGUCGGGGGUGGAGACGCUGUCGGACCAUAGAUACGUGUCUAUGGUGGUGUCUCCGCCCUCGGGCUCCGCCCCCCGCCAACGGGGGACGGGCGGACCCCGACCGCGGAGAUGGGCGCUCAAGGGGCUGUCUGGUGACAGACUGGUCGCCGCCCUGCUCGCGUCCACGUGGCCGGAGAGGCCGGAGGGCACGGUGGAGGAGGAGGCCGGCUGGCUCGGGGACAUCGUGACGCAGGCGUGCGACUUUGCGAUGCCCCGGGCCGGCCGGCCUCGGCGACGGCCCACCUACUGGUGGAGCGCGGGAUUGGCGGAGCUGCGGCGCGCAUCGGGGCGCGCCUGGCGCCGCUUCUCCCGCGCCCGUCGCCGGGGGACGGCGGCGGAGGUGGACGCGCGCUACGGGGAGCUCCAGGAGAGACGGAGCUCCCUGAGGGCGGCGAUCAGGGACGCCAAGGCGAGGGCCUGGGAGGAGCUCCUCCGGUCCGUGGAGGGCGAUCCCUGGGGGCGUCCGUACCGGCUCGUGAUGGGCAAGUUGCGGCAAUGGACGCCCCCGGAGACGGAGGAGAUGGAUCCCCUGGAGCUGCGCGGGGUCCUGGACACCCUCUUCCCGGCGGGAGGCGGGUGCCCGGGACCCCCGGAGUGGAUGACCUCCGAGCGGCCCCAGGAGAUACCGGGGAUCGGUCCGGAGGAGUGGGCGGGGAUCCUGCGCCGGCUGCGGGGCCAACGGGCCCCGGGGCCGGACGGGAUUCCCAGCGGGUCUGGGCCCUCGCGAUGGAGGUCCUGGCCCCGAGAGUGA
Ooceraea biroi (clonal raider ant) is the source of this 1269-nucleotide messenger RNA. RefSeq lists its product as uncharacterized. The record is from RefSeq and is a predicted model, not a curated record. Gene Ontology annotation, molecular function: catalytic activity. Lineage: Eukaryota; Metazoa; Arthropoda; Insecta; Hymenoptera; Formicidae.